This is a messenger RNA of Exophiala aquamarina CBS 119918, 456 nucleotides long. RefSeq lists its product as uncharacterized. Gene Ontology annotation, cellular component: mitochondrial outer membrane. The record is from RefSeq and is a predicted model, not a curated record. The transcript has 2 exons. Bases 1 to 456 code for a protein of 151 amino acids. Gene Ontology annotation, biological process: intracellular protein transport. NCBI's taxonomy places the organism in Eukaryota, Fungi, Ascomycota, Eurotiomycetes, Chaetothyriales, Herpotrichiellaceae.
AUGGUCAAGCUAGAAGAACUGGAAGACGAGCACUUCAUCAACAGGCCCGCAGGCUCCAAGGACGACGCAUUGCUUGUCGACGAGGACGAGGACUACACAGACACAGACUCGGAAAUCUCCUCCCCAAGCGACACAGACGAGCUCACGAUCGACGAAUCGCUGUACGAGCGGCUCUCCGCGCUGCGCGACAUCGUCCCACCAAACACCCGCGCGAAGAUCUCGUCCGUCUCCAACUCGAUAGUCUCCGCGACGAGCACGGGCAUCACGUACUCGGGCAAGGGGCUGUGGGUAUUGGCGACAAGCAUCCUGUUGCUGGGAAUCCCUUACGCGCUGGCGCUCGGCGAGGAGCAGCAGUACAUCGAGGAGGAGAGGCAGCGGGCGCUCAUGCAGGAGGGCGCGCAGGGCAUGAUACAGCAGGCAGGUGGUGAGGCCGGUGAAGCUAAGCCUGCCUUGUAG